AUGGCUCCCCAUGAGACAUCUAUAGAUUCGAAAGCGACAAAUAGACAGAGUGUCGAUCUGAUUGUUUUUGCUGCUCACGUAAUCCCUGUUAUACCUCGUGAUGUAAUCUUAUCGGAUUAUGCCAUUGUUAUUACUAAUUCCCGCAUUAUCGCAUUAUUACCACAUGACGAGGCUGUCAGUCGUUUUGUCGGUAUGGAAGAGCGUCAUCUAUUCAACCACAUUGUCAUGCCCGGUCUUGUAAAUCUACAUACACACUCGGCCAUGACGCUAUUACGUGGCUUAGCGGACGACAAGGCGCUUUGUGACUGGCUCGUACAAGAUAUUUGGCCUACGGAGAACGCAUUCAUUGGUCCUGAAUUUGUCAAGGUUGGUACGACACAUGCUGUAGCUGAGAUGCUACGCUGUGGCACCACAUGCUGCAAUGACAUGUACUUCUUUCCUGAUGAUGUGUGUAGUGUCCUGGAGGAAACAGGAUUCCGUGGGGUAGUGGGACAGAUUAUCAUGGAGUUUCCAGGUCCAUAUGGCUCUGGCCCCGAUAAUAUCUUUGCCAAGGCACAACCGAACCUCAAGAAGUACGCACCGGGCUGUCAUGAUCUCAUUACGGUGACAAUGGCACCACAUGCACCAUACACAGUCUCGGACAAGAACUUGCAGCGUGCGAAUGCACUGGCCAAAGAAUACAAGGCGCGCAUGCAUAUUCAUCUGCAUGAGACGACAAGUGAGUGCUGUGACAGCGAAAUGCUUAACCGACAGUCAAUGAAUUGCCAUCAGAGCGAUCAAAAGCUACGUCCGCUGGCCAAUUUGAAGCGGAUGGGUCUACUGUCGGAGCACCUUAUCUGCGCGCAUAUGACGCAGCUAACGAAGGAUGAGAUGGAUGACGUUGCCGAGGCUGGUGCUCAUGUGGCGCACUGCCCGUCGUCUAACCUCAAAUUGGCUUCUGGUAUUGCGCCUAUCGCGGAGAUGAUCAAGCGCGGUGUGAAUGUUGGCAUUGGUACGGACGGCGCUGCCAGCAACAAUUCGCUUGACAUGUUCGGCGAGAUGAAGCUAGCUGCUAUAUUGGCCAAGGUACAGACGCUCCAAAGCUCCAGUCUGCCUGCUGUUGAGGUGCUACAGAUGGCUACGCUUAAUGGUGCUCGCGCUCUCGGCCUUGAGAAGGACAUUGGCUCUAUUGAGGUAGGCAAGCGUGCGGAUGUCAUUGCUGUCGAGUGCGACAACAUUGAAAUGAUACCCAUGUACAACGCCAUUAGCCACAUCGUAUAUGUGGCUGGGCGUGAGCACGUUUCUGACGUCUGGAUCAACGGCAAGCACCUGCUCGACAAUCACAAGCUCACGACCAUCGACGAAGCGCAGGUAAAGAAGAGCGUGCGUGAGUGGGCAGUCAAGAUCGCCGCUCACCGUGAGCAGCAAAAGUCGCUGCAGUAG
This is a messenger RNA of Peronospora belbahrii, 1422 nucleotides long. The record is from the annotation of a GenBank genome assembly. NCBI's taxonomy places the organism in Eukaryota, Oomycota, Peronosporomycetes, Peronosporales, Peronosporaceae.